This is a messenger RNA of Cololabis saira (Pacific saury), 2053 nucleotides long. Its product is annotated as protein asteroid homolog 1-like. The coding region runs from base 1 to 1803 and encodes 600 amino acids. The transcript is spliced from 7 exons. NCBI's taxonomy places the organism in Eukaryota, Metazoa, Chordata, Actinopteri, Beloniformes, Belonidae. Gene Ontology annotation, molecular function: nuclease activity. The record is from RefSeq and is a predicted model, not a curated record.
AUGGGGGUUCAAGGUCUCAGCAGUCUCCUGGAUACCCGCAGGGAGGUCUACCAGGAAGUCCAGCUCCGGAGGACCCGGCUGGUGAUCGACGGCAGCAACCUGGUGUGCCACCUGUACUACUCCUCAGGUUUGGACCAGAAUUGCGGUGGGGAGUACGCAUCGUUCGAAGACCUCAUCGAGAGGUUCAUCUCAGCGCUCAGGACCUGCGAGGUCAAGCCGUAUGUGGUUCUGGAUGGACCAGACCCCACAGACAGGAAGCUGGAAACGGUGACGAUGAGAGCUGAGAAUUUAAUCCAGAGAGCCCACCAGGCAGCGGAGACCGGUAAGAGAAAGGGAAUCCUCCCACAGAUGGUCAAGAUGGUCUUCAAACAGACUCUGAUCCGACGGCGGGUUCCGGUGGCCCACUGCUUCGGGGAGGCUGACCAGGAGGUAGCUGCCCUCGCUGCUGAAUGGAACUGCCCUGUGCUUUCCAACGAUGGGGACUUCUUCAUCUUUGACCUCCCUGCAGGGUUUCUGCCUAUCACUCACUUCCGCUGGAAGGAGGUGAAGGCCGGCCCACGCAGCUACAUUACCUGUAAGAGCUACACAACCUCUUGCUUCUGCAACGUCUUCCGGAUCCAGCGCCAGCUCCUGCCCACCUUCGCUGCCUUGGCCGGUAAUGACUACGUGAAGCUGAAGAUGGUCAACUGGACUCAGUUUGCCCCAGCGGGAAGCAAGACCUCGUAUCACCUGGAGGGGCUACUCUGCUGGCUGAGGGACUUCCAGCAGUCUGAGGACGCCGAGGAGGCGGCGCUGGGGCUGAUGGGAGAGCUGGACACGAAGAGGAGAGAAGAGGUCCGGAGAGGACUGUAUGAGGGGAUGAAGGAGUACAAACCUCAUCAGAGUUGCCUAAAACAGUUCUUCGACCACAGGGUGCCACCCCUGUUCCAGGUAGUACACCAGGGAUCUGGUCUUGUUCCAGACUGGGCCGGUCUGGCUCUGACGCAGACCCGGCUCACCCCGAACAUCUUGGACGUGCUGCUGCUGCAGAGGAUGUUCCUGGGCAUCGCCGUGGAGCCCCGGGACUGGCCCAGCGUGUAUGUGAUCUCCAGGCCAAUCCGGCAGAUUAUGUACGGGCUGCUGUUGGGCAGAGAGACGUCACUGCAGGUGACGGAGCGAGACCGGGUCGAUUCGCAGCUGAUAUACGUACCGGUCCGACCAGCCUUUAGUGAAACCAGCAAGCGACUCAGACUUAGCUCGCUGCAUGAGGCGGAGCUCUCUGAGCGUCUGCUGGUCCUACUGGAAACUCUGGGUGUGAUUGAGGACUCUCUGAGCCUCCUUCCCACUCAGCUGAAGCUCCCGGUGGCCGUCACCUGCUUCUGGCUGCAGAUGGCUGAGCCUCCUCCAGACCUGACCCUGCUGAAGGCGCUGCUGCUGGGAAUGAGCAUGGGACUCCUUAGUGGUACCGCAUCUCAGAUGGGAAAUCACUGCGGUGCAAAGAAGCUGGAUGUGGGCGUGGUCUAUGCCUUCAACCAAUGGCAGGCGUGCCUGAAGGACAGCGUCCACCUCAACCAGCUGCUGGGCUUCCCUCUGCUGGAGCCGGAGAUCGCACGGUUGUAUCAGGGGACGACGGUCCACCAGCUGGUGGACAGGAUGAGGAGCGGAGAGAGGCCGGAGGCCAUCCUGAUGAAUGACAGGACCAGCGUAGAGCAGUACCAAAGUAUGCUGUCUGUGGUCCAGUUACACACUCACAGAGCUCCGGCGGCCCGGGAGAACCAGCAGAGAGCGGAAGCCGGCCGCUCCUCUGAUGGAGACAGGUUCUGAUCAUGAUGGUUGAUGAAUAACCUUUUAUCUGCACUGGGGUCUGGUUUUGCUGGUUUAUGGGGACAGUUCAGGUUCUGGUUCUGUUUAAAUUAUUUAAAAAUCUGCUUUUUACCUGUUAUAGGUCAGAUUCUUUUGUAUUACAUAUUUUUAUCUGGGGACAACAAAGACCCACAAGCCUGGCCAGGGCUACGCCGCGCCCCCAGGAGUGGGCCCCCGCCGCUGUCAGAGCCCCCAGGGUGGAGCGGGACAU